AUGACAAUCCUAUUAAGGGUAAGAGUGAUUACCGUAUGGAUGGAGAUGAAAAAUAAUGGUACGGUGGAUGAUAAGGGAGACAAAGGUGAUCAUGGUGGUAUUGUUUAA
Molecule: messenger RNA, 108 nt
Organism: Cavenderia fasciculata
Lineage: Eukaryota; Evosea; Eumycetozoa; Acytosteliales; Cavenderiaceae
Exons: 1
Coding region: 1-108 (35 amino acids)
Source: RefSeq, a predicted model, not a curated record